CAAUGUACAGCGCCGAAGCAGACGACUAAUAUUCCUGAGCAGUAAGUGGAAUAAUUAGGGACUGUUUGCGUUUAUCGAUGAAUCACAUCUCGCUGCUGGUUCUUGGUACCCUUCUCUUGACCAAAGGAUACCAGGGUGAGAAAGGAGCCUUCGAGCAGAUUCUGGAAGUAAAUCUUGGAAUAAAAAAUAAUCCAGAGAGCCAAGGAGAGCGCCAAUCUGAUUCACUGCAUCUCUAUGAAGGAGAUAUCAAGCUUUCAGAGGAGCAGCGACUAAACAACGCUUUGCAUGGAAACCCAGAUGGAUCUCCAGGACGCGCCGCAACCAAUGUGGACAAGAUAAAGUGGCCCAAUGGUGUUAUUCCUUACGAGUUUGAUUGUAGUGUAGCCAACAUGGAUCGCGCGGUACGAACCACAAUGGAAGCUAUUGCUGAGUGGGAGAGCAAAACAUGCCUAAGAUUCGUUAAGAGGACGACUGAGACAGAGUUUCUUUGGUUCCAUCGUGGAAAUGGUUGUUGGUGCGAGGUUGGAAAAGUGUCUGGUCGAAAAACUUGGCUGUCCAUCGGAAACGGCUGUGAAUACAAGCACGUGAUGACUCACGAGAUUGGUCACGCUAUUGGUUUUUGGCACGAACAGAGCAGACCUGAUCGGGACAACUAUUUGAAGAUCAACUGGGAAAACAUUCUGGACAGUAUGGCGUACAACUUCAAGAAGAAAGUUCAAGGAUCAGAGGUAAUCGACUACGGGGUCCCGUAUGAUUACUCAUCUAUAAUGCAUUACCCAUGGACGGCUUUCUCCAAAAAUGGAAAAAUGACUCUGGAGCCAAUCAGACCACUCAAUGGGAAGACCCCGUAUAUCAAACUCAGUGACGAUGACGCAUUACAGGCGCGCAGGAUGUACAAAUGUCCCAGUCGAGUUAAAAGAAACACAAUCGCAAAUGCUGCUCCAGAGAGGUGCCUUGACAGGGCCCCAAAAGCCGACUGCGAGAGCUGGAAAAAUGCCGGCUUCUGCAAACAGCAUUCCUCCCUGAUUUACCAUUGCAAAAAAAGUUGUGAAUUUUGCUCAUCUAAUAGUUGUAUUGACUUAAAAUACGAGUGCAAAAAAUGGGCUUCUGACGGAAAAUGUUCCUCCGACAAAGAUUACAUGGACAAGCACUGUCCUCACACGUGUAACACGUGCAAAAAGUGCACUGACCCAUCGCCCAAGAUUUGUAUUGACAGAGCUCUAUCAGCGAAUUGCGCCAGUUGGAAGCGGUCUGGUUUCUGUGCGAAUCCCCAACAUUCAAGUUUGAUCUAUCACUGCAAAAAGACUUGUGAUUUUUGCUCAUCAGAUAACUGCGUCGAUCUGAAAUUUGACUGUAAGGUUCGUGCAGAAAAUGAUGAAUGCAGUUCUGAUCCAGUCAAGAUGGAAAUGGAAUGUCCUCACACGUGCGGCUACUGUAAUGAGUGCACAAAGCCAAAUCCGACUAAUUCACCGAAACCGACCAAGCCACCAAACCCAACUAAUCCACCAAUCACAGGGAUACCAACCGUUCCACCUACUUUGCCGAACAGGACGGGAUCAGGCUUCAUGUGUGUUGAUAAACGUAAAAGCUGUCCAUCGUGGGCUGCCAGUGGUGAAUGCAAAACGAAUGGAUGGACUGAAAGUACUUGCCGCAUUAGUUGCAAAACAAGAUGUGAUACGUACCCAAUCAAGCCUAAAGGUGCUUGCUCAGAAGGUCUCGGUCUAGGAUGGCCAGGAAGCUACAAACUUCCAGACAGUGCUUUUAGUGCUUCAACAGAGUACAGACCAGGUGAUUGGAGAGCCACAGCAGACAAUGCUCGUCUUUACUUUGAGGAUGACCAAGACAACAAAAGGAUCGGAGCUUGGUGCGCUGAGGUUCGCGACAACCAGUGGCUACAGAUUGAUCUUGGCCAAACCAAGACAGUUAGGGGAAUAGCCACACAAGGUCGCGAUGUUUUCCAUGAGCACGUCAAAGAAUACAAACUGGCUUUCAGUAAUGACGGAUCAAACUUCCAGAUUUACCAGGAAAAUGGAAAGGAAAAGACUUUUGCGGGAAACUGUGAUCAUUUCACACCUGCGUUGAAUACAUUCAAUCCUGUUAAGGCCCGAUAUAUCAAGAUCAUCGUUGUCGACUCGAGCUAUCCCUGCAUGAGGGUAGAGUUGUAUGGGUGCGAUGCCUAAAGGGUCUUGAAACGCUUCUUCUGAGGAACCGGCCUUUCCACAGAACUAAGUAUAAUAUAAAGUUUGCAAGAUGCUUGGACAGAGAUUGAAUAAAAA
Molecule: messenger RNA, 2276 nt
Organism: Stylophora pistillata
Lineage: Eukaryota; Metazoa; Cnidaria; Anthozoa; Scleractinia; Pocilloporidae
Product: zinc metalloproteinase nas-15
Biological process (GO): proteolysis
Molecular function (GO): zinc ion binding; metalloendopeptidase activity
Source: RefSeq, a predicted model, not a curated record